AUGAAAUAUUUUAUUUCACUUUCAAUUGCUCUGCUAGCAGGAAUAACAACAGCUCAACGAGCUGUACCACCUCAACAAUCUCAAGAAGGGCAACAAACUCAACAGCCAAUUCCAGAACUUCCACCAUUUUUGGUUAAUGCACCUCGUGAGGUGGUGAAUCAGUAUCUCGAUGUGAUAAAAGGUGCCGAUUUAAAAAGUAACAAACAAAUUGUGGAUGAAAUCGACGAAUUAAUGCAUAAACUUGGUGGCACUUAUCUUACUGAACAUGAGAAGUUGAAGAAAUUAGAAGAGAAGGAAAAAGCUGAAUAUGAUAAAAUUCAUGAUCAAGUGGUAGCGAAAUUUUCACCGGCAGCAAAAGAAGCUGAUGCUAGGAUGACUGCUAUUUUUAACAAUUCAACGCUAAUCAAUCAUGUAAAAGAAGAGCAGAUCCAAGCCAUCAUGAGCUUGCAUACGAUAUGUUGA
This is a messenger RNA of Acanthocheilonema viteae, 462 nucleotides long. Lineage: Eukaryota; Metazoa; Nematoda; Chromadorea; Rhabditida; Onchocercidae. The record is from the annotation of a GenBank genome assembly.